AUGGAGCAUGUUCGAACCGAGAGAGAAACGCAAGAACUCGAGGCCCGCUGGCGUCGUCGUCUCCAGGCAUCUACUCCACCCCAAGCAUCAUCACAACCACCUCUCAUCAUCGGUGCGCCGCUAGGAAAGAACCUCAACGCAGUCGAGGCAGCAACACGGCUCGUGUCACAAUGGGAAGCAAUCUAUCACUCGAAUCCCGCGCUAUCUGUUCUCGAAGCUCUGAAUCAAGCCCGCACUCAACUCACCUCUCUACAACCCUCCGACGAGGCCACCGUCAAUCCGGAUGAGACAAUAACGACAACAACACCUCUCAACUACCUCCAAGAACACAAACAAACGGCCAUCUCAGACCGCAUCAAAAUCUUGGAGUCCGCCCUCCUAGAAUCGAGUUUCCCUCCGGAACGCGCCAACAUCUCCGCAGCAAUAUCACUCUACCGCACAUCCCGCAUCCCCUACUCCUCAAACUGGGCCCUCAUCUACGCCGGAGCCCUCGUCGACUUCGCACCGACAUACAGCUCCUUCACCUCGGACCGCGCCGAGCGUCUGGACCGCUACGAGAGGAUGCACGGCCCCGGAUGGCUCUGGUUCGAGCCGCCCCUGGCCCGCGACUCCGCGCCCCUCUUCUCCGCCCGCCGCGGGACGUGGGUCCCGGAGACGGACACUUCUUACGACAUGGGACACUACAGCAUCACCAUGUCUUUCCGCCGCAUGAAGAACAUCGUGCACCGCGGCACCGCUCGGAAGAGACGCCAUUCCGAGAUUCCCCGUGAAGACGGAGAAACAGAAUGGCCCCUCCCGGAGUCCGACUCGGACUCGGAAAGCUCUCUGUCGUCAUCCACGCCGCAAAAACCAGCUAAGUCGACUAGCCCGCCCACGGAUCUCCGCAGGUCACGCCCCACGCGACAUCCGGGCAUGAGGAACGACUCCUCCGCGCCGACGCUGCAUUUCAGGAUGCUCCUCGACAGCGGCGCCACGCUCCCGAUGCUCUACGACCGCGACGCCGCGGCGCUCGGAAUCAACCGUAAGUCGUACGCCGCCGUGUCCCGCAUCAAGGUCGAGACGGCGGGCGACGUGCUUUCGACGUGGCUCUACGAGAUGCAGGUCUCCAUCGUCGACACGACGACCUGCGACUCCCUGGUCUCGUCGACUUCCCCUGUCUGGCCCGCAGAAGAACACGCCUUGGGCGGCAUCGUCCCGGUCAUGGUCCGUCCUUCACCGGCCGGGUCAAUAUUUUCCGCGCCGGCAGGGAAAACCGGGGCAUGUGCGCAGACGGUCGGCGGGGAGAUCACGCUUCUUGAGACGGCGACGUCGAUCGUCGACGAGGCCGAGGGGCGGGACUACGGACGUCUUUCGGGGCUUUUGCCUUUCAAAUGCUGCUAUGUCCAGUCUACUCCCGGCCUGAGGGCGCUGUGGCUGGGCGAGGACAGGCGAGAUGUUCUGGGCGCGCAGCGGAUGCCGGGACAGAUGCGCUGGGCCCCUGGGUCUAAUCGGGUUUGCGAUCCGGGACAACCCAGGAGCCUGUGGAAGGAGGUCUGCGGUGAGCGCAACGGGAAGCCCGUGUUACUGAGAAUGGCGCACGAGAACGACGUGUCUGAGGGAGAUGGUGGUGAUAUAGUGCGCAUGGUUGAUUUCGAGGAGAAAAAUUGGAAGGGCCGGAGCGAGGUGUUAGUUGUGGAUGGCGACGGGGUUCGGACGAAGCACAUUAUCGAGCCCAGAUCGUUGCGGAGUCAGGGUGUGAAGAAGAGGAAAUUGGCGGAAUAG
Messenger RNA from Colletotrichum karsti, 1761 nucleotides. RefSeq lists its product as uncharacterized. NCBI's taxonomy places the organism in Eukaryota, Fungi, Ascomycota, Sordariomycetes, Glomerellales, Glomerellaceae. The record is from RefSeq and is a predicted model, not a curated record. The transcript has a single exon. The coding region runs from base 1 to 1761 and encodes 586 amino acids.